Cantharellus anzutake is the source of this 5108-nucleotide messenger RNA. Its product is annotated as Pentafunctional AroM protein. Bases 156 to 5021 code for a protein of 1621 amino acids. The record is from RefSeq and is a predicted model, not a curated record. Gene Ontology annotation, cellular component: cytoplasm. Gene Ontology annotation, biological process: chorismate biosynthetic process; aromatic amino acid biosynthetic process. The transcript has 7 exons. Gene Ontology annotation, molecular function: 3-dehydroquinate synthase activity; shikimate kinase activity; 3-dehydroquinate dehydratase activity. NCBI's taxonomy places the organism in Eukaryota, Fungi, Basidiomycota, Agaricomycetes, Cantharellales, Hydnaceae.
CAGAGGUUUUGCAUUUCGACUUAGAUCACCGUCACUCCUAAUUGCCGUUGCUCUUCAUAUCUUCAUGUGUCCAUAAGAGCCAGACUAAAUUGACCCACGGAGACGUUUCAACCUUAACUUGCUCGUUCACAGUGUCUUGCGUUGGCCAGACAGAGAUGGCUGGUCAUCCUGAAAUCUUUAAGGUCUCAGUCCUUGGCAAAGAAAGUAUUCAGUGCGGGUUCCACCUUAGCCACUACAUCGUGGACACUGUCAUCCGGACAUUGCCAGCGUCGACUUACGUACUUCUGACCGACGUUCGCGUUGCAUCCUUCCACCUUAGUCACUAUGAAUCUGUCUUCAAAGCCGCUCUUGAAGGGCUUGGGUCUCCCGCUCGCUUCUUCAGCAAGGUUAUCCCUCCAGGAGAGACGUCUAAGUCGAGGGAAGGAAAGGCAGACAUUGAGGACUUCCUACUUGACCGAAGCUGCACUCGAGACACCGUUCUCAUCGUUAUGGGCGGGGGAGUGAUCGGGGACCUUGGGGGCUUCGUUGCUGCCACAUUCAUGCGUGGCAUUCGAUUCGUCCAAAUCCCCACGACUCUUCUGGCAAUGGUGGACUCCAGCGUGGGCGGGAAGACAGCCAUCGACACUCCUCACGGAAAAAACCUCAUUGGGGCCUUCUGGCAGCCCGAAUACAUUUUCAUUGAUGCGUCCUUCCUCGAGACCCUUCCUGCACGUGAAGUCGCCAAUGGAAUGGCUGAAGUCAUUAAGACAGCAGCUAUUUGGAACGAGGCGGAAUUCGAAAAACUGGAAACACGUUCAGUCGAAAUCCUGGCUGCAACUGAGCAGCGCUCCUCUCCGUCCGACUCUGUUCAUUCUAUUGGCCAACAGUUGCUUCUUUCUGUUAUUGUGGGCUCAAUUGCUGUCAAAGCCCACAUAGUCACCAUCGACGAACGCGAGACGGGCUUACGGAAUCUCGUUAACUUCGGUCACACGAUUGGACAUGCGUUGGAGGCGGUUCUUACCCCUACAAUUCUUCAUGGAGAAUGUGUUUCUGUCGGAAUGGUACUGGAAGCCGAGGUGGCACGCCAGCUGGGGAUUCUCAAUCAGGUUGCUGUUGGCCGACUCACUCGAUGCCUGAAGGCGUACAACCUUCCCGUCUCAGUCGCGGACCCCCGCAUUGCGUCCCUUCCUGCAGCCGACUUGCUUACAAACGAUCGCUUAUUGAAUAUCAUGAAAGUCGACAAGAAGAACGCUGGUACUGAGAAAAAAAUCGUCUUGCUGAAACGCAUUGGUGCCACAUACGAGCAGAAAGCCACUUCUGUGGACGAUGCCGUGAUUCGCCGCGCACUAUCUCAAGCAAUAAAUGUCAUACCCACCAUCCCUAGAGCUCCUGUUUGCAUGGCGCCUCCAGGCUCAAAAAGCAUAUCCAAUCGAGCUAUGGUGAUCGCUGCGCUAGGCAAGGGUACUGUACGCAUCACGAACCUGCUACAUUCGGAUGACACACAAGUCAUGAUGUCUGCACUUGUUGCAUUGAAGGGAGCUGAGUUCUCCUGGGAAGAUGGUGGAGAAACGCUGGUUGUGAAAGGUGGCGAAGGCUUGCUCACGGUCCCGCCUAAGGGCAAGGAAUUGUACCUUGGCAAUGCGGGGACUGCUUCACGCUUCCUCGCUACCGUCUGCACGCUCGUCAGAUCCGACAACCCUGGGGAAGCCACUGUGAUUACCGGGAAUGCCCGUAUGAAAGAGCGCCCGAUUGGUCCCCUGGUUGAUGCUCUACGUAGCAAUGGGUCCGAAGUCUCUUACCUGGGUAAGAACGGAUCCCUUCCUUUGUCCAUCACUGCCAGUCCGGCCGGUUUCCGAGGAUCACGUAUCCAGCUCACCGCCAGCGUCUCUUCACAAUACGUGUCAUCCAUUCUUCUCUGUGCCCCCUAUGCCGCAAACCCAGUCACACUUGAGCUAGUCGGCGGGCAGGUCAUCUCACAGCCUUACAUCGACAUGACAAUAUCCAUGAUGAAAACUUUCGGAGUUGAUGUAGUUCGGGGGAGGAUGAGAAUGGAAAACUCCUUAAUGUCUACCACAUUCCUAAAGCCACGUACAUCAAUCCGCCCCACUAUGAGAUUGAGAGUGAUGCCAGUAGUGCGACCUAUCCACUUGCCAUUGCUGCCAUCACAGGGACUUCUUGGUGACGCCGGGUUUGCAAAGGGUGUUCUCGAGCCGAUGGGGUGCACUGUUAUCCAAACUGAGACUGAGACGACCGUCAUUGGACCCCCUGUUGGGCAGCUCAAAGCUCUCGGCUUUGUAGACAUGGAGACAAUGACCGAUGCCUUCUUGACCGCGACUGUUCUGGCUGCCGUUGCUGCCUCGCCUUCAAAACCGGAGCGUCGUUUGGAAGAUGCACCGCAUCCUAAUACUACCCGAAUCCUUGGUAUCGCGAACCAACGCGUUAAGGAAUGCAAUCGUAUCCGCGCAAUGAUUGAUCAAUUAGCCAAGUUUGGGGUUGAGACGAAGGAACUGGAUGAUGGUCUCGAAAUUUAUGGAAAGUCUCUGGCAGCCUUGAGGAAUGGGGUCAGCGUCCACUGCUAUGAUGACCACCGGGUAGCCAUGGCAUUCAGUGUACUGGGAUCCGUAGUAGGGGGCAUCAUCUUGGAAGAGAAGCGAUGUGUUGAAAAAACUUGGCCAAACUGGUGGGAUGAUCUUGGGAAUAAGAUCGGCAUUCCCUGUGAAGGUAUCGAACUUGGCUCAUCUUCCAGCUUGGAAUCCCUGAACUCUGCGCCAGCCAAUCCAUCUGCCACCAUUUUCCUUAUUGGUAUGCGCGGUGCAGGGAAAAGCUUCAUAGGGCGUCUUGCAGCCCAGUCGUUGGGUCGGAAGUUCAUUGACGCUGACGAUUGGUUUGCCGAAAAAUACGCAGUCCCACUUGCUGACUUUGUGGCGAAGCAUGGCUGGCCCGAGUUCCGAAAGUGCGAACUAGCAUUGCUGGAGGAGGCUCUCGAGACGAUGAGACAAGGUUAUGUGAUCAGCCUUGGAGGCGGAGUAGUGGAAACUCCGGCAUGCCGCGACUUGCUUAAGGCUUACUGCCGUGAUCGCGGUCUCGUGGUUCACAUUACUCGCGACAUGGAAGAGAUUGCCGCCUACCUAGGUCAAGAGAAAGCCAGGCCUGCCUGGGGUGAGCCGUUUGAGGAGGUUAUGAAGCGCCGGCAGCCUUGGUUUAUUGACGUUGCAAACCACGAGUUCGUCAGUUUUACCAAGAUCGUCCGGCCCUCAGCUCCAUCUCAGGAAAGCACUAAAGUGCGUUACGAUGCUCGUCCGAGCAUCCAGAACGAUGUACGCCGCUUCUUCCGACAUAUCUCGGGGGUUCAGCCCAAUUAUGCUCCCAAUCUGGAAAUCCCCGGGAGGCGGUCGUACUUCCUAUCUGUCACCUACCCCGAUAUCAUUUCGGCAGCCCCUCCAAUGGAUAAUUUGACUGAAGGCGCGGAUGCCGUCGAACUCCGCGUUGAUCUUCUCCGCCCCAGUGGAUCUCCCAGCGAGAUCCCGAAUGUUCCUUCACGCACCUUCGUUGCAAAUCAGCUGGCAGCACUCCGCCAACUAACUUCUCUCCCCAUUGUAUUCACUGUUCGUACUGUGUCACAAGGAGGCGCAUUCCCAGAUACGGCACAGAAGGAGGCAUUUGAACUCUUCGAUCUCGCAGUCAAAUCAGAUGUAGAAUAUGUCGAUGUCGAGAUUACGUGGCAUAGGAGCGCAAUCCACCAUCUCAUUCGGAAUAAAGGAAGGUCGAAAAUCAUUGCGUCCUACCAUGACUGGAGCGGUAAUCUCGACUGGCGUGGCGAUAUCGUCAUGGAGAAAUACGAGACAGGAGCCGCGUUUGGUGAUAUUGUCAAGGUUGUAGGGAAAGCAAACUCCAUUGAGGAUAACUUUUCUUUAUCAUCCUUCCGAACACGCAUCGCAAAGCGCUCUGACUCCAGGCCUCUUAUUGCAAUCAACAUGGGUCCAGACGGUCAAUUAUCUCGAAUCCUGAACCCAACGUUCAGUCCCAUAUCCCACCCCCUCCUACCUACCCGCGCGGCUCCUGGACAACUUAGUUUCGUGGAAAUACAGAAUGCCUUACACUUGAUCGGCCAACUCCCGGCCCAGCAGUUCUACUUGAUAGGCAAUCCUAUUAGUCAUUCCAUGUCACCCACAUUGCACAAUACUGCCUACGCCGCUCUCGGCCUACCUCACAGGUACAGCUUAUUUGAGACCGCGGAGGUUGAUGGGAAGGUUGAGGCGCUCUUCGCUCAGCCUGAUUUUGGGGGCGCGUCUAUAACCAUUCCUCACAAGAUUACAGUCAUUCCUCUUCUCAAUGAGCUGACCUCCCAUGCAAAAGAGAUUGGUGCUGUGAAUACAGUUGUCCCACGAGUCGUCAACGGGAAGCGGGAACUUUACGGAGACAAUACCGAUUGGCUAGCAAUUCGAGAUCUUGUCGUGUCGAACCUCCCCAAACCGAUCUCUGUCUCGACUACGGCACUGGUCAUUGGGGCUGGUGGAACAUCUCGCGCUGCCAUCUAUGCUUUGAACAACUUGGAUAUCAAACAGAUUUACAUCUAUAACCGAACUCAGUCGGCUAUCCACGCUCUUUCUGAAUCGUUGCCUUCGAACUACAACCUUACUAUGAUUGAGGCUCUGGACGAGUUUCCCGCUGAAGCGCCAAUGGUCAUAGUUUCGACGGUGCCAGCCACCGCAACAUCGCUUACACCUGGCGUACCUGGGACUCUUUAUUUACCGAAGUCGAUUUUCUCGAAUCCAGAGGGGGGCGUCGUAAUUGAUAUGGCGUACAAACCCGCGGAUACUCCUCUACUGAAGUUGGCAGGCGUGGUCUCCUUGGAGUUAGCUGCGCACCCUCGGGAUCCACCGCCCCCCGGUGAGCCAGCACCCCCCGUCCCGCAGUGGACAACGGUUCCCGGAAUGGCCAUAUUACUAGAGCAGGGCUUCCACCAGUUCGAGAUUUGGACUGGAAGAAGAGUCCCAAGAAGAGUCGUCGAAAAAGAGGUUUGGGCCAAAUACAAUGCAUAAUUCAUAGAGCCCCCCCCCGCGCGGGCAUUCAAACCUGUGUAAUUACUACCCCCGAACAUAAUGUGAAUGGUUAUGAUCAAAUUGGAG